Thyridium curvatum is the source of this 1533-nucleotide messenger RNA. RefSeq lists its product as uncharacterized. Gene Ontology annotation, cellular component: chromosome, centromeric core domain; nucleolus; mitotic spindle. Gene Ontology annotation, molecular function: protein binding; microtubule site clamp. The transcript has 2 exons. Lineage: Eukaryota; Fungi; Ascomycota; Sordariomycetes; Thyridiales; Thyridiaceae. The record is from RefSeq and is a predicted model, not a curated record. The coding region runs from base 1 to 1533 and encodes 510 amino acids. Gene Ontology annotation, biological process: attachment of mitotic spindle microtubules to kinetochore; homologous chromosome segregation; meiotic sister chromatid segregation.
AUGGCGCGAGCCAGAAUCCACGGGAACUUGGCUGGACUAGUGGACUCGGACUCGGAGGACGACUUGGGAGGUGUACGCGCUGCACGCGCGACGGCCGCAAAGCAAGCCAAAUCAACAAGCACAACAACAACAACGGUAAAGGAGAAGAUGCCGCCAGCAAAGAAGACGCGCGGCCGCCCCGCGGCGGCCAACAAGGUCACGAAGCCGACGCAGCAGAGAUCGAACCGGCGCGCCAGUGACAGGGUUGCCGCCGCGGUAGAGAGGGCCGCAGAGGAGGAGGAGGAGGAACAGCGGGAGGUCCUGGCAGAGAAGACCAACGUGCAGCCAAAGGCAGCGCCCAGGGCCGGCCGCAAGGCUACAGCGGCGUCGCUGGCCUCGCCGCCUCAAAGCGACGACACGAAGCCGGCGCCCAGAGCCCGUGGCCGUCCCAAAAGGGCUGCGCCACCGGCCGCUGGUGUGGCGCCCGCCAGGCGAGGUCGCAAACCGGCUGCGCCAGCACCGCCUCUGGAACAGGAGGAACCCGAGGCCGCGGACGAGACCGAGAUACCGGAAACGCAGCAGCCGGCGGACGCUAUGGACGUCGACCAAGAAGAAGAAACCACCCAGAUGGAAGCGCUACCCGCGGAGGAAGAUCCAGAGCCCGAGCCUGUCCAGCGGAAACAGCCUGCGGCUCGGCGACGGUCCGGCGUCGUAGACUCUGAGGGCAGUGACGCGGCCGUCCGCCGGCGGCUCGGCGACCUGACAAGGAAAUACGAUGCACUGGAGGCGAAGUACCGGGACCUCAGGGAUAUCGGCGUCAAGGAAGCCGAGCGGAACUUUGACAGGCUUAAGAAGCAAGGAGACGAUAAGACCAAGGGUAAGCUCGAAUCUCAUCCAGAUCCUACCAAGAAUCCCAUUUUACUGACUAGAGAGACAGCAUACAACGAUCUGAUCGCGAGUCUCAAGUCCGAGCUUGCCACGCAACGCGACCUAGCCAGGGAAGGAGAGCGGUUCAAGAAACAGCUGGAAGCCAGCGAAGCCAAAGUCGACAGCCUGCAGGCCAACAUCACCUCGCUGACGAGCUCGCUCUCCGACGCCAAGACGGAGAUCAAGUCGCUGUCUACGAAACUUGCCGCUGCCCGAUCUUCCGAGAUGAAAGUGCCGGGCAGCGCGCUCAAGGCCGGCGCGGCCGCGUCCCGCGAGGCGCUGCAGGCCAACAGCCAGGCGGCCCAGAUGAAGGAGAUCCUGUACGGCGACCUGACGGGCCUCAUCGUCCGGGGUGUGAAGCGCGAGAGCGAGCAGGACGUGUACGACUGCAUCCAGACUGGGCGCAACGGAACGCUUCACUUCAAGCUGACCAUCGGCAACGACAGCGCAAAGGAGGACUACGACGAGGCGCAGUUCAUGUACAAGCCGCAGCUGGACGCGAACCGGGACCGGGCCCUCAUCGAGGUCCUGCCGGACUACCUGGUGGAGGAGAUCACGUUUCCCCGGCCGCACGCCGCCAAGUUCUACGCGCGGGUGAUGAAGUCUCUGACGGAGCGGUUAGAAUAG